This is a messenger RNA of Vollenhovia emeryi, 807 nucleotides long. RefSeq lists its product as uncharacterized. Lineage: Eukaryota; Metazoa; Arthropoda; Insecta; Hymenoptera; Formicidae. Bases 251 to 565 code for a protein of 104 amino acids. The transcript is spliced from 3 exons. The record is from RefSeq and is a predicted model, not a curated record.
UCGUAUUUGAAAGGCUACGAGAUAACAUGUGCAGUGACUAACAGUGAUAAUUCAGAGACGGUCCAAUAAAGCCACGUGUCGUCAACAUUCAGUGAGAUUUCCUAGUACCAACUCGAAUUUGAAAACUAACACAAUUCGCUUGAAAUUAGUCUAAAUCUAAUUCUCGCGUGAAGUUUACGAUACUUGUGCUACUGUGUUUAUCUCGAUAAACAAGAAACGGAAAAACAGAUAACUGUCUCGAAAACCACAAAUGAGCAGUCAAAAUACAUCACAUAUUUAUGCGAUAUACGAUGUCGCGCCACCUUCGUACGCGGAGGCUGUAUCAGGGACGUUUGACCAGAGACCUCCACGUACAAUAGUCAAUCUACCACCGCCUUCGGUAAAUUCACGAUAUGAAUCAACGCAACAGCAAAAUCAAUCAGCGGGCGCACCUUAUGGCACAUCACCAAUAAUAGUAACUCGUGGAAAGGACUCAUAUGGAACGUGUUCCAAGUGCGCAUUAUUUUUUAUAGUAAUUGUAGUUAUACCAACUGUAGCCUUUUUUCUCUUAACGAGAAUCUUAUGAUAAAGAUUCUUCAUAAUAAGUAAAAGAAGAAGAAACUUAUAUUGUACUCUAAUAUUAUAAAAAUGUAUAUUGUUAUUAUACGAGCAAAUUAAUUAUCUAUCAUUGUAGUUAAUCCCGUGAUUCGUUUCAUUAGUUGCUACAAAGAUUAUUUUGUGAUAUUUUUGUGUAAUUAAAAUCGUCAUAUAUAUUAAUAUAACUUUGUAAUAAAAUAUGUAUCUGUAUAAUAGAGAUAAUCUUAACAG